AUGAGACUGGAGGAAGCGAAUAAUCAACGUUCCCAGCUCAUCAAUGCAUACAAAACUGCUGUGAGGAAUAUUGAGAAGGAGUUGAAGAAGAAAAGAUUGCCAGUGAAGCGACGAGAGGAGCUCGAGGCUGAACUUGAGCAACUGGAGGUGGACCACAAGGAAGAGCUGCAGGCAUUUGACGAAGAACACGGUAUAGAAAACAAGAAGAAGGAGGUGGAUGAGCCGCCCCCGAAAGAGGAGGAGGAGGAGCCGAAAGAUCUGCGAGUGCGCAAUUGGGGUUCAUUGAGCAAGAAGGAAUUGGAAGAGUCAUGCGCCGCCAGAGGGUUAUCUAAGAAGGGUACCAAAGAACAGCUCAUCUCGAGACUACAGGUUUGGAGCUCGGGUAAAUCGAAUGAUGCCAGGGAACCCGGCACCAUUGACUAUGAGACUUUCCAGCCAGUCCAAAUCCAGCUGUCAGGCCCGAGCAAGAAGGAUGAAUAUCGCGAGAAGCGGAAAAAGCUGUGGAAGCGUCGCGAACAAGCGCCUCUUCGCGAAGGCCCCCGGCCGGGUGACGAGGGCGAAGAGUCCGGUUCGGAUGAAGAAGGAUCUGACGCGGGAGCGAAGCUUGUGCGGAAGGACCGUCCGGCGUCUUCAGCGUCGGAAGACGAGGAGGAGAGGAAGGUUCGUGACUUAGCCGAGCGGCAAGCGAAGCGCCGUGCCGUAGUUAACACCGUGCUGGGACGCAUCCUGGCCAAGUACUCGGAAGGAGUGGUCAUUGACGACAUACCAGAAAAACUUAAGGAAUUCAAGGUCAUAAACUUCUCCCCCGAACUACUCGGUUACAAGUCGCUCGAAGAAUGGAUCAACAGCCAACCGGCCACCCUUCUGAGGUACAAACGAUCUACUCGGCUCGUCAAACCCGUGGCCGGGGUCAUGCCCAGUAGCGACUCAGAUUCAGACCACUCAAACGACGACGACCACUCAAACGACGACGAGUCAGACUCCGACUCCGAAUAA
Gregarina niphandrodes is the source of this 996-nucleotide messenger RNA. Its product is annotated as SAP domain protein. Bases 1 to 996 code for a protein of 331 amino acids. The record is from RefSeq and is a predicted model, not a curated record. Lineage: Eukaryota; Apicomplexa; Conoidasida; Eugregarinorida; Gregarinidae. The transcript is spliced from 3 exons.